Molecule: messenger RNA, 4460 nt
Organism: Cottoperca gobio
Lineage: Eukaryota; Metazoa; Chordata; Actinopteri; Perciformes; Bovichtidae
Gene: plpp4
Product: phospholipid phosphatase 4
Exons: 7
Coding region: 370-1227 (285 amino acids)
Biological process (GO): phospholipid dephosphorylation; phospholipid metabolic process
Cellular component (GO): membrane
Molecular function (GO): phosphatidate phosphatase activity
Source: RefSeq, a predicted model, not a curated record
CCUCUAAUGUUUUUACCACAUCAACUUCAAACUCUAACCCAGUUUAAGAAAUUGAUGGAGUGGAGGAAGGAGACUUUCACUCGGUAGAGGAGCAGCUGUCAGCUACUAGAGUUGCAAUAAAGAAAAUCGCCCGAGGGGGUCGAAGCAGACGGAGAGCAGCGGGAGACAGGAGAAGGAAAAAAGGGAAAGACUGCUUGAGGUGACCGAGACGCGAUGGAGGCGCGUGGCAUGCGUGAUUAUUAUUAGGGAGCACCGCUUCGGGAAAACACUCGCUUUGUUUAAGGUGGAUUUACAAAGUGAACAACCUUCAGAAACUGACCGGGACCGCCUUUGUCUAGCUGUUUCUACUUGACGGAUUAUCUCAGAAUCAUGAACGUGUCGCCCCCAGACCGCAGGAAAAACGUGCGAGAGCUUGUUUUGGAGAUUGGCAUCCGAGUUCUGCUUUUCGGAGUUUUUGUAUUUACAGAGUUUCUGGAGCCCUUUGAGAGAGUGAUUCAGCCAGAAGAGCUUUGGCUCUACAAGAAUCCUCUCGUUGAGUCAGACCACAUUCCCAAGAGGGUCAUGUUCGCAAUUUCAUUUCUCACCCCAUUGGCGGUGAUAUUUGUGGUGAAGAUAAUUCAGAGGACGGACAAGACAGAGCUCAAGGAGGCAUGUUUUGCUGUGUCCCUGGCCCUCGCCUUGAAUGGAGUCUUCACAAAUACAAUCAAGUUGAUUGUUGGCAGACCCAGGCCCGAUUAUUUCCAGCGUUGUUUCCCAGAUGGACAAGUAAAUACGAAGAUGCUGUGCACCGGGGAGCCAGAUAUUGUCUCUGAGGGACGCAAGAGCUUCCCGAGCAGCCAUUCCUCCUUUGCAUUCUCUGGACUCGGCUUCACCUCCUUCUACCUGGCGGGGAAGCUGCAGUGUUUUACGGAUAAAGGUCGAGGGCGUAGCUGGCGUCUCUGUGCCAUGGUGCUGCCGCUCUACAGCGCUACGAUGAUUGCACUGUCCCGGACCUGUGACUACAAACACCACUGGCAAGAUGCCGUUGUUGGAGGAGUGAUCGGGUUGCUGUUUGCGUACAUCUGCUAUCGCCAGCACUACCCACCCUUUCUGCACAUGGACUGCCACCUGCCUUAUGCCAGUCUGGGUGCUGCCGCCCACACGCCCUCGCAUCCCCAGGAAGACCCGCAGCCCACGGACAAUGCCACCAGCCUUCCCCUGGAGGGCUUGACUGAAGGGCCAGUAUGACUAGUGGCCACCACCGAGACGUCCCUCAACACCCUCACCAAGCCACCGAGCCCACUGCCACAUUCCAAGUGACUGGCUGGCUCUUGUAUACAUUCCAGUGGACAAUAACACACCUCACCCAUCUCCAUACUGUUGCACCCCCGUCUCGGUGACACCCACGUUUUUAUUUUUUUUAUAUCUGGGUUAUAAAAAGUCUAUAUUUAGAUGUGAUUUAUGAGAGGAAUCUACGGAAAUGGGACAUCACCAGUGAGAGGAAAGAGAGAGAAACAUGUAGAAAACCUGAGGAAACCAGUUGUACUAAUGGCUGUGAAGGAAGAUGAAAAUAUUGCAAGUUUUUACCAGAAUUGAUUUGCUUAGUGUGGUUGGCAGGUUGUUUCAUGCUGGAGUACUUUUAAUGUUUGGCUGUUGAAGGAUUGGGGCAGCAAGUUGGGAGACCCAGAACAAUCCCAUGAAAUGUCACAGCAAUCAAUCCAGUUAAAAUUAGAAUAUUGUAUGUUAUAUGCCACAAUAGGACACACAUGAUGGGAUUUGAUAGCACCUCGCGCCAGAAAUCCAAUGACAUUCUAUGUCUUUCAGUUAUACUUUAAGAUGCAUUUUCAUUUAAAACCCAAGGAUUUGGGGCCCUGCUUUUGGUCAUUUUUAGUUGUCCAUUGGGACAUAAUAUAGAACCAAGCUGCUCUUGGAGAAAAGCACUGACUUGUAUUCAAUGUUCACCAAAUUAACUCUUCUAUAUUCACCAAUUUUUCAUUAUUGCAUUUAUUUAUUCGGGGCAUACGUAUAUAGUUUUCAAGUGCAGUCCUGCAUAUUGCCCUUUCGCCAUUUCUCUUCCUCUCCUUUUCACCAUCAAACUUUUCACCAGCCCAGCAUAGGGUCCCAGAGGGGACAAGGGGACAUGAACCCAAAUUGGAGCUCAAUGAGUGCAAUCUAUAACGGGCAUGUGGCAAUGGUGUGGUGGAAGUGUGUCCGGUGUGGACAGGCACAAACUACAAUCUGAUCGUGCAUUAAUUCUGAUUAAGGGAUGUCAGCCACUGCUGCUUACGCGCACAUUAGGACUAUAUGAGGUGGCCCACCGACUGCAUGAGCAUUGCGAAUGGCUUUCAGCCCACUAUAGCCCCACAAAUGAAAAAUCUAGCAUUCAGGAGACGACAGGAACAAGAGCAGCGAUUGUGAUGUAUUAUUCAUUCGUAAUUGUUCCAUUUAUUCAUAUUUCCAGCCUUAAUUUAGGGACAUCAUGUCCAAACAAACACCAAAGAAUUAUAGCUUUGUUUCUGCUUGGGUUGUAUGAACCCUGCUAUGCUUUAUUAAAUACGAUGACACAUAGCCAGAUUGCUGGUUACCCAUCAUCGACAAAGCAAGUUGUAGCCUCAAGUUUUGUUACAGAAGGAUUGUUGUUGCCUUGGUUACUGUGUCUUUUUUGCCAUUGCUGUGACAUUAAUGGGAAGGUGCAAUCUCAGAUUACUUCAGACCCAACCAAGCCACAUAGGAAGGCAAUGAUUAUAUAUAUUUGCACUGAAACGUGAAGGGGGAAACAGGAGAUAGCACAUCAAAACAGCAUGAUAUGAAAUGAGCAGCUAGCCAAAUGUAGAAGGUUAUUUUGUAAUGUUAUUAUCUUGUCAUAAUGUUAGUCAAGCCUAUUUGUCAUUGUCAAAAGACACGUUUUUAUGUAGAAAGCAACACUUGAAACAGCCGCACCUUCAGAUGCUGUUUGCUUAAAUAGACAAGGAAAGAUUCUCCGUGGAAAAUACUUUUAAACAUAAUUUACUCAAAUCAGCCACAAUCUAUCAUUAUUUCAACCCAUUGGAAGCUUCUUAAAACUGUGUGUGUGUGUGUGUGUGUGUGUGUGUGUGUGUGUGUGUGUGUGUGUGUGCGUGUGCGUGUGCGUGUGCGUGCAGGUUUUUGACAAGGCCUGUCCUGCAUGGAUGCAAUACAAAUUGAAACUAUCGCAAGAGAGGAAAACAAGUGGUCGACUCUACACAUCAGACUCUGUGACGGGGCUUGACGAGACUCUGAGAGUUGACUAGAGAGCAACUUGUAACCUCCUCGCUGGUUCCCCAAGUCUAUCAGCCCCCGCCUGCAGAUCUGUGACUGUGAGAUUUUGAGGCAGAUUUGGGAAUGAAAUGACACAGAUGCAUAAUGUUCUAUAGACCUGCAUUCGCCUGACUUGGCAGCCUGAUGUUUGUAUAUUUUAGUAUUAUCCUAUUAGAUGGUGCAGUGUAUAUUGGAAAACAAAUGUUGUUCAGAAGUCAUGUCUGUAACAGUAUUUUCGCUUUAUCAACAGAGGAGUUACGUUUCCUUCUAAUCAUUCCAUGAUUUGUUUUAUUUGGUGCUAUAGAUAAUUUUGUAGCAAUAGGUGUCACUUUUUUUUUAAUAGUGAAUGCGUCGUUUUUGAGAUGGAAGUUCCAUAAUUUUUUACAGAGAAAAGAUUAUUAUAAUACAGUACAUAUUUUUUUUUUAUUCUUAUUUUUUAUCAGAUGCACAAGGGUAACCAGUUCAUGUUAUUCUGUGGAUUUUUCUUUUCAUCUUUCCAUGGAUUUAGGGCAUAAAAGUAACAAAAAAAAUUAAGAAUAAUGAAAUAAUUAUUCAUCAUAAUGAAUAGAUGUCUGAAGAAAAAAGAGUGUAAGACUUAAGAAACUUUGUUAAUGGCAUGCCAGUUCCAUUUGUGAGAAAAGACUCUUUUCUAUGAAUAAGCAUGUCUGGCCUUGAGAACUCUUUAAGCUGUGUUUUGCCGUUUAUAUACUUUAUGUACAUUAAAGGACUGCAGCUGUGUGAAAUGUGUCCAUGAAGAAAACAAAUGAGCCUAUUCUAUAUUGUCAACGUGCGAUCGUUGGAGCCUAUGUUUGUUGCUGUGAUGGGAACUCUUCACUUGAACACAUAAUUGAGAAAGAAAAUCAAGGUUUUCGGAUGUUUAUUUAAAAUAUGUCCGCCCUGUAAUCAGAACAUAGGUAUAACAAUGUUAUUACCUAUUAUAUGCAAAUGAACAAUCUGACGUUAUGCAUCCAAAGAUGUUUGAAUGAGCUGUAUCCCAAUGUUCAGUUCAAUGAAUUUACGCUUCAACGGAACUGCUGUCAGAUUGCACAGUGCUACUGAGGCAGUUGAGUGUGUGCGUGAAUGUAACUCUGUGCUAAGUGUGUGUUGUGUUUUUCUGCAUCAAUUGUGUUGCACUUUGUUUAGAGAGUUUCCAAUAAACGUGUGUAUGCUUAAGACUGCCUGUUGCUUUCCAUAUCAGUAUUAAA